Molecule: messenger RNA, 4449 nt
Organism: Durusdinium trenchii
Lineage: Eukaryota; Dinophyceae; Suessiales; Symbiodiniaceae
Source: the annotation of a GenBank genome assembly
AUGUUCGCUCACGGGUCGAUGGCGCAGACCGAGCUGCGUCGCUGGAUCAAGGCGAAGAUCCAGGUCUCAGUGCUGGACGCCCAGGCUGUCUUGGAAGAGAAUGACUGGGCCUUAGGGCCUCGUGCGGCGUUGCUGGGCUAUUGCUCGGCGGUCCAUGUGGCUGACCCGGACCAUUCCAGCUGGGCAGUUCUCGAAGAGGGCGGCAUCUCCCGCAGCUGCAGCGGUCGCUGGGAUCCGCUGGCGCGUGAUGCGCACCUGCAGAUGGCCAAGGACGUCCAAAUCUCUGGCAUCCGGGCCUUCUUCCUCAGCGGGACGGAGGUGAAACGCCUCGAGGAGACCGAGGCGCUCCACCAGCUUCGAGAGGCCCAUUGGGAGUCCGCGGCCUUGGUGCCGGAGCUGCAGGUCACCGCCUGCUACCGCAACAUGGACUACGGCGCUCUUCAGGCGCCGGAGCAUGCGGCACGUGCGAUGAAGGCUUCCAGGCGGCUGCUGAGCAUCACUGCUCAGUGUCAACAGGGGGGGACGGAUCCGCUCACUUUGAAGCUCAACGCGGAGAGCUACAGCUACCUCACGGGGCUUCUAGCCAACAUGGACUCCCUGUACUUCAUGUGGUCGGCUUGCUUGGUCGAGACUUGCAAGCCAGCCGGGCGGAAGCCUAGUUGGCAGGAAGCAGAGUCUUACAUCCGCCUUUGGAAGCAAUAUCUCUCGGGUCUCAGCCUCGUGGGGCGCCCCUUCGAGUUAGCCAGGUUGGAGGAGGAGCUUUUGUGGGGCUUCUGCCAGCGGUUGCGACGUUUGGCCGAGGAGGAUCUGGCGGGCGAGUCCUCCACGAGCGCCUGGUGCAAGGGCUCAGGAGGCACCCUCCCCUGGUGUGCAGGGCCAAUCGAGUCGAGGCGAUUGGAGGCGGAGCCCGAGGUGCCCUCACAGAAGGAGCCGCCUUACUUUGAGGAGGCUCUCCGACUGAGCCCAGUGCCGGGGCUGUCGCCGCCGAUCAGUGCCGCCUGGGUCUCCGAAUGUCUUCGCGGUCAGCGAGGCGAAGAAGGCACCUCCUGGGAAGCUGAACCGGAGGCUGAAGAGGGCGAAGCUGAGGAUUCUCCACAGGCUCAGGGCUCCGCACGGGAGUUCUUGCUGGAUUCCGUGUAUGACAUCGCACUGCCGACCUUCCGCGUGGUCCUCGACUUGAGCCACCUACCAGGGGAGGAUGUGGCCACCUUGGAAGCAGACCUUCCACAGUUGGAGGUCGUGUAUGCCAGCAAUUUAGAUUGCAGGUUCUUGACGGUGAGCAGCAGCUGUGCGGUGUUCCAAGAGUCGCACUUCGGCAGCCAAAGCCAUAGCGAAGCCUUCCGAGGAGCUGCCGCCGUGCACUGGGAGCAGAUGCACAUCGAGUCGACCAAUUUCGGAGACAUGAAACGACAGGUGCGGAUCACCAGCAAGCCCAAACUAAGUAUCGAUUUGCGACGCUUGUGGCCCUACGCCAGGCACUUCCCAGGCUUGCGGCCCUGUGAUCCUUAUGUGGAAGCCAUCCAUAGAUGGUUCCCAGGGCCAGUGCCAGAGGACCUCGUGGAGGCGUUAGCCGUGGUCUCCGCCAGUAGGCAGACCACCUGGGUCCUGGAGCUGCCACUGCUUCGUGUGCCGCUGGGACCAGAGGGCCUGCCGAUCUUGGAGAUUGUCUUCACCAAUGCGCAGCUGAGCUACAGUUCGCUCUACGGCGUGCGCUCACUCGCGUGGCCGGAGGCGCAGGUCUUCUUCCACGGGAGACAGCUGGAACAAAGGCCCAUCGUGCAUGUGCAAGGCCUCGAAGUCCAACGCUUCGGAGACUUCGAGCGAAACUGGGCCAAGGCGGUCCCGCCCGGCUUCGGACGCCGACCGCGGAACCCGCCGCGGAACCCGCCGCGGAACCUUCCGGCUUCAGCUGACGCGUUGACGACGGCGCCGGAGCGACGGCCCGGCGAUACCAUCAAGGAGAAGAUCGCCACGGCUCUCAAGGUUAGUGACAGGUACUUGCCUGCUGUAGUUGUCCACCUGGUGUGCACCCUCAUGCUGCGCCGGGCUGCUGUGGAGAAAUGCCUUCGGAAGCGGUGUGGCACUUUGCCAGACUGCUUCCGCGCCUUGCUGAUGCGGCCCUUCGAGUUGAACUUCACCGGAGGGCAGCAGAAGCGGGCGUGGACAAUUCAGGGGACGCCUGGCGCUGGAGAGGCGUCUGCGAUCAAGAAGAAGCUCCUCGCUGUCUUCAAGAACAAGAACCCGGACUUCUUCUCAGAGCGGCUGCAAGACAUCCAGGAACUUUUCCAGCGGUGCGACAAAGCCUCGGUGCUGCAAGAGUCUCGGUGCUUCAGCGACGCGCCCAUCGACGCGCCCAAGUGCUUAAACCUGCUGACGCGGAUCAUCUAUCUCAUCCAGCAAGGAGAGAAGUUCACCGCACAGGCUCAGUGUACGAGGCUCAGACGGAUGGUCUACUUGGUCAUCAAGGAGUUAGAGCCUUCUGAUCAGGAGGCCGGGGUGCGAGGCAAGAACGACUGCUUCCGGGCGAACUCCAUCCGAGUGCUCAGCCGAGUCCUGGACCCGGCUAUGGCUGCGCAGAUCGACAGAUAUCUGAAGACCGCCAUCGUUGACAAGAAUCCCUUUGUCUCCUCCUCAGCGUUGGUCUGUGGCAUGACCCUGCAUGCCACGGUACCAGACGUGGUGAAGCGGUGGGUGAACGAGAUUCAGGACGUUCCGGAGACGGUGAAUUCCGAACACAGCAUGGUGCAGUUUCAUGCUUUGGCCCUGCUCUACGAGCUGAAGAAAGGACAAGCAAGCUUGGUGUUUGUGUUGGUUGGUUCAAGUGCUUUAAGACAGGCAAGGUGUGCCCAGACUCUUUGGGCGACGCAGAACUUUGCUUUCAGCGGCGCAGAACACAUGGCUCGUGUGGGAAGCAAGCUUGCCAAGGGCGCCCGGAAAUUCUUGUGGCCUUCCCCGACCUCCGAGCAGCGGUUGAUUGAGUACGCAAAGCACAAGAUGCAGUACAACUUUGGCACUCGCGAUGCAGAGGUGCUGACCAAGAUGCAGAUGGUGGGCAUGAACGAGUUCAGAGGUGUGACACAGAUGUGUGUGCCGACACACAUGGUGAGGGAGAAAGUCCAGGAAGCACUCGUCACGAAAGGGGUACCACCAACAGUGGCUCGUUCCAUCGCAAUUCAGCUUCAGGAUGCCCACAUGCUCAAUGGACAGUUUGAGAAGUUUCAAGUGGAACCUUCAGGCAGUGCGCACUUCUACAGAGUAAUUGCGCGGAUGCAAAGUGAUGAAGGAGUUAGUGACAUUGCAUUGGCUGCAGCCGGGGCGUCCUUGCGGCCAAAGAGGCGACCGCCUGGCGCUGCACAAGGAUAUGCCACGCAGACCUUGAUGUCGGAACGGGAUGCCCAAGUGGAGAAGACCUUGAUGUCCUACCUGGAUAGUUGCCUGCGGCAUAAGAGCGAAAUGGUGACCUAUGAGGCGGCGCGCGCCUUCUGCCAGUUGGCGGCGGUGGACACGGACGGUGCCAGCGGGCACACCGUCUUAGGCUACGACAUGACGCAUGCGACCACCAUCCUGCAGAUCUUCUUAACCUCCCCCAAGCCCGUGGUGCGCUUCGGCGCGAUCCGCACGCUGAACAUGCUCCCCGGCGGCGAGGCUGGCACAGACCCGGCCGCAGACAGCUUCCAGGCAGGCGCCACGCGGACGUCACGUCUCCGCGGGUUGGCUUUGGCCUUUCCGGAACGGUGCAACUGCGACAUGGAACCCUUGCUCUCGGACCAGAACCGCAACACUGCCACCUUGGCACUCACCACGCUGCUGAAGACCGGUCCGGGAGCGCCAGGGAGUGAAGCUGCGAAGCUCGGGGACGAGCAGAGAUCGGAGCAGAUCGGAGCACCGAUCGGCCAUGAGUCGAAUGUGGAGAGAUUGGUGAAGCAGAUCUCUUCCUUCAUGUCAGACAUCACGGAGGUCUUCAAGGUGGAGGUGGUGCGAGCGGUGAAGGGCCUUUGCUUGCUCUAUCCCGGGAAGUACAAGGUACUGAUGUCCUUCCUCUCCUCGAACCUCCGGGAAGAUGGCACCGCAGAGAUCAAGAAGGACCUCGUCGAUGCGCUCAUCCUCAUUAUCUCGCAGGUGCCGGCAGCGCGGGAGGUCGGCUUGUUGCACCUCUGCGAGUUCAUCGAGGACUGUGAAUAUCCCAACCUUUGCACUCGCAUCUUGGGUUUUCUGGGUGAAGAGGUGCCAAGCACUUCGCAUCCCGCCAAGUACAUCCGCUUCAUAUACAACCGGCUGAUUUUGGAGAAUGCCUUGGUGAGGGCUGCGGCGGUGGACGCCUUGUCGAAGAUCGCCAUGAAGUGCGCCAACCUGCGGAAAGAUGUGCUGAUCCUCCUGCAGUGUCCUGACGCGUCCGGUCGAUGUCGACACGGUCGUUUUCGGCACGGUGCUCCAGCAGUGCGUCGAUGA